Messenger RNA from Oncorhynchus gorbuscha (pink salmon), 1263 nucleotides. RefSeq names its product fibronectin type III and ankyrin repeat domains 1 (gene fank1). The coding region runs from base 1 to 1038 and encodes 345 amino acids. NCBI's taxonomy places the organism in Eukaryota, Metazoa, Chordata, Actinopteri, Salmoniformes, Salmonidae. Gene Ontology annotation, cellular component: nucleus. Gene Ontology annotation, biological process: regulation of apoptotic process. Gene Ontology annotation, molecular function: protein binding. The record is from RefSeq and is a predicted model, not a curated record. The transcript has 11 exons.
AUGACAAAUCCAGGCAGCCAUAAACCAUUCAAGGCACCGACUCCUCCUGUCAUUGGUAAAGUCAGUCACCAUAGCAUUGACCUGAGCUGGGAGACAGAGGAGAAUGAACCACGGACAGGCUCACCAGAGAAAUGGACCCGCUUCUCUGUAGAAGAGAUGGACCCCAAAUCACACACAUAUGGGACUAUCUAUGUUGGGUACAGCAGUCACCACACUGUAGAAAGUUUGGAGCCCAGCACGUCCUAUAAGUACAGACUGAGAAUCACAAGACCAACUGGGGAGUCCCUCUACAGCACGGCUGUGUCUGUCUCUACCACACGUGAGCCUAUGAGUGGGAAGAACCUCCACCGUGCUGUCAACAUGAAUGAUGAGGAGGACAUGACCAGAGUGUUGGAGUCUGGGACAGUCAGUGUGAACGUCAAUGACAAACACGGUUUCACUCCUCUCAUGGUGGCUGCACAGAAAGGCUUUGCCAGACUGGUUCACAAAUUGGUAGAACACGGUGCAGACGUGAAUAUGAAGAACGGUAGUGGGAAAGACAGUCUGAUGCUGGCAUGUUUCUUUGGCCACCUGGACAUAGUGAAGUACCUGAGGAGAUCUGGGGCCACGUGGCAGUCCCAGGACAUGGGGGGCUCGACCCCCCUCCACUGGGCAGCUGACGGAGGACACCUUGCUGUCAUAGCCUACAUGAUCCAGGAUGGCUGUGAGUUGGACGUUAGGGACACCGUGUCCCAAUGGACUCCUCUGAUGAGGGUGUCAGCGGUCAGUGGGAAUCCAGCGGUGGCCUCUCUCCUCAUCAGAGCCGGGGCUGAUGUCAACACCAGGGACAAGGAUGGCAAGACACCACUUAUGGUGGCAGUGUUGAACAACCAUGAGGAGCUGGUGCAGCUGUUGUUGGACAGUGGGGCCGACCACGAUGUGAAGAACGAGUUUGGGUCAGGUGCAGCUGAAAUGGCAAAGGCCUUUGGAAGAGAGAAUAUCAUCAGUUUAUUAGAAGGACGGAAGAGUAUAGUCAGAGAUGGUAUAGUCCAUUAUUAAAGAGUAUAGUCAGAUGGUAUAGUCCAUUAUUAAAGGGCUUAGGUGGACAGCAUUAUUAUCCUAAUAGCUGUAUUACUGUUGUUUAUUUAUUAACAUAUUGUAUGUAUGUGCUGUAUCUUAAACCUGUAUUUUUAUCUGGAUAUUUCUUUUGUAUAACAAAACAUGUAUACAUAUACUGUAUACCGAUUUUUAAGGAUGAAUGAAAUAAUAAACCAUUAAGAAUUC